Messenger RNA from Rhipicephalus microplus (southern cattle tick), 1221 nucleotides. RefSeq lists its product as uncharacterized. NCBI's taxonomy places the organism in Eukaryota, Metazoa, Arthropoda, Arachnida, Ixodida, Ixodidae. The record is from RefSeq and is a predicted model, not a curated record.
GAAAAGAAAUCGAAGCUUCGGAAGCUCAAGGAAGCCAAGCGAGUUUGCGAAAGAUGUGGCAAGGCGCAUGCGGCUAGUGUUUGCUGGUAUAAGAACGUCCAGUGUCACAGCUGUUCUCAAAUCGGUCAUCUACAGAAGAUGUGUCCAAGUAAUCGCAGAGAACUCAAGACUGCAAACGUGGUGGACUGCUCUGAUAGUGACUCUGAAUUAGAUGUGUACCAUGUUAUCAAUACCGUGCGUUCUGGGUAUGAAGUGCAGCUAAACGUAGAAGGGCAAGACCUCUGCAUGCAGAUUGAUACGGGAGCAGCUGUAACACUAAUUCCUGAGAGUGUGAGGCUGAACGCAUUUCCUCAUGUCAAGUGCGAGCCAUCUAGAGUCGCCCUAAAAACAUACACUGGGGAACCUGUUCCAGUAAAAGGGCAAUGCAACGUUUCCGUUACGGUGGGAAAACAGUCUUUGCGGCUACCCGCUAUUAUCGUCAAGGAUAACGGCAAGCAGCUACCAUUGCUGAUGGGGCGAAGUUGGCUUGAAAGGCUCGGGCUUGACUGGAAAAGCGUGUUUUCUAUAAAUGUAAGCGACUCUCACAAGGUAGAGGCGGUUAAAAAGAAGUUCCCAGGGGUGUUUUCUAAGCAACCUGGAAAAGUAAAAAACUAUCAAGCAAGGAUAGUUUUAAGCCAGAAUUGUACGGCUAUUUUUGGCAAGGCCAGAAACGUCCCAUUUGCGCUUCGAGAUAAAGUGGAAGGCGAGCUAGAAAGGCUAGAGAAAAGCGGUGUUAUACGCCCUGUAAAUCGGAGCGAUUGGGCCACGCCAGUAGUCGUAAUCCAAAAGAAAGAUGGUUCACUGAGGCUGUGCGGGGACUACAAAGCGGUGCGAUUUACGCAUUCGGACCACAUCAGAGCCCGCCACGGAAGCCAGGAUUCUUCAAGUUAUCCGCAGGCGCAACCUGCUCCAACGGCAUCCGUAGACACGACUCCACCGACGGUUCCGAUGGCGUGUGGGCCAGUCGCCGGGUCGCCUCUCGUAAAUCCACACGCAACCGACUCUGCGACGUCUCUCCUUCCGGCAACUGCAUCGCCCACGGCCGGAGCAGCUGCCACCGGCUCGCCGGACCAGCCCAGUGCCGACGACGCGCCACCUGCAGCCGAACUUCCAACUCUGCGUCGUAGUGCACGUGUACGACAUGCCCCGAACAGAUACCAGUCCAGUGACUUUCGGAAGUAA